Molecule: messenger RNA, 3953 nt
Organism: Priapulus caudatus
Lineage: Eukaryota; Metazoa; Priapulida; Priapulimorpha; Priapulimorphida; Priapulidae
Product: 2,3-bisphosphoglycerate-independent phosphoglycerate mutase-like
Exons: 13
Coding region: 326-1798 (490 amino acids)
Biological process (GO): glucose catabolic process
Cellular component (GO): cytoplasm
Molecular function (GO): manganese ion binding
Source: RefSeq, a predicted model, not a curated record
CGAAGACGCAGACGUCUCGAAAAUGGCCGUUAAUAACGUGUGUUUGGUUGUAAUAGACGGAUGGGGAGUAUCCGACGAUGUAGAAGUCCUUACAAUGUAUGUGUAAGGGGGAGGAUGAAGAGGAUGAAAAGAAUUGGCAAAGGAUCGAGAGGGAGGUGUGAGGUGGAAUAAGGCAAAGCGGGAGAGCGAGUACUAGCUGAGGGAAUGUUGAGGGAAGAAGAAAGACCGAGCAAAGAUGUGUGAGGAAAUUAAGAAGAAGAAGAGCUGGCUGCAUGCAGUGUUCUUUUGAGAAAGAAAUGCUAUACGCAAGGCACAAACACCAUGCAUGGACAAGAUUAUGGCUCCCGGAAAGCACUGUGAGUUGGAAGCUUCUGGCUUAUUUGUGGGACUUCCGAGAGGCAAGGGGAGUAACAGCACCGUUGGCCACCUAAACAUUGGUGUCGGACGAAUAUGCUGGCAGGAUACAUUGAGGGUAAACCUUGCUGUGGAAGACAGGACACUGAGUAACAACCCUGCACUAGUCAAGACAUUUGAUGUUGCCAAGAAGCACUCAGGCAGAGUCCACUUUCUUGGACUGGUGUCAGAUGGAGGUGUUCACUCACACAUCAACCACCUACUGGUUCUAUUGGAUUCGGCAAGGCUGCAUGGCAUACGAGACUCGUUCAUUCACAUGUUUUCAGAUGGCAUUGAUAGUGCUCCGACCAGCGGAGCUGGCUUUGCGGAGGUGCUGGCUAAUCACAUAAAGGAGACCAAGUACGGGCAGCUCGCGUCUGUGACGGGCCGUUACUACGCGAUGGACAGGGACAAGCAGUGGGACAGGACGAAGAUCGCCUACGAGGCGCUGGUUGAGGGAAAAGAGAGCGAUGAGUGCUCCGUGGACCGGCUCGCCACUAUGAUGGAGCAAAAGUACAGUUUAGUGGCAGAGAAGAAGCAGCUAGAUGAAUUCAUACAACCAAUAAUGCUCACCAAGGAUGGACUCAUUAGAGAUGGCGACACGCUUGUAUUCUUUAACCACCGAGGGGAUAGGAUGGAACAGCUGGUAGAGUGCUUCGCUUACAAGGGUCCGUUCGAAUACAACUGCAAGCCGACUAACCUGAACAUCUGCACGAUGACAUCAUACAAGUCGAGCUGGCACUUCCCGGUCAUGUUUCCACCAGUAAACUACAAGAACGUGCUCGCCGAGGUCAUCUCCAACCACGGCCUUGCGCAGUUCCGCUGCGCAGAGUCUGUGAAGACUGCGAGCGUGACAACCUGGUUUAACGGCGGAGUAGAGCACGCGUUUCCGAUGGAGGACCGCUUGGUGGUACCCUCAACCAAGCUGCCGAUGGUUGGCUCGCCAACAGUGCCCUCGUAUGACCUCAAGCCCGCAAUGUCCGGCAUGGAGAUCGCAGUUGAGAUGGAAGAGGCAGUUGCUAGUGGGAAUUACUCGUUCCUCAUGUGUAACCUGUGUGCGCCGGACAUCGUGGCCCACACGGGUGCAUUCAAUGCUACAGUGGAGGCUGUGGCAGAAACCGACAAAGCGAUAGGCGUGAUCAUGCGUGCGUGCGAGAUGCAUGGCUACACGAUGAUGGUCGUCGGCACCUACGGCAACGCAGAGAGCAUGGCCCCCGGCCGACUCACGGCCGACAUAAGCCACACCUGCAACAAGGUGCCGUUUGUUAUGACGGGGACCAAUCGCACGUUCCGCACCAUCCCGAGGGAUGCCACGCAGUGCGACAUCGCCCCGACCAUUCUCAACCUGAUGGGAUUGCAGGCGCCGCUCGAGAUGGACGGGGUUAGCCUGCUGGCGCGUCUCUAGAUGACGCGAAGGCACCUCCCAGGAACGCCGCCAGACGUGGCGCGGCGAGGGUCGCACGGGAAAAAACAGAGGUUCGCAAGUGAUCUUGUUAGUCGAGCUAGCCCGGUUUACAGAUGAUUUUCUCGCGUUGACACUGAAUUGGCGACUUUAGGCAUUUCUUUGCCAUGCAUCGUCUCUAAGAACGUCAAUCACGUCAGGCAGAUAGGUCGCUUGUGAACCUCUGUUAUUUUGCUGAUUGAGUGCGACUCGUUUGGAAGGUUGGGCAUGUUUCUGCCACGUGGCACACACCUUAUGUGGUAUUGAGCUUGUCGACUAGCGAUAUUGAUGGGCUUGUGGUUGUGCGUGAACCGGUUUCGGAUCUGACAUUUCAUUUUUGUGAAAUGAAGAUUUACAAUUGUGUUACUGUCAUUGGUGCUGGUGUCAUAUAUUCCUUGAUAUAUUAGGAGCUUAAAAUAUUCGAGUGAAAUAUGGGCUUACCUAUUGGGGAUGUAUGAUAAUGCUGCUGAAUAAUAGCAUAAUGUGUAAUAGGAAUUUUGAUAUUACGGGUGAGGUAAUCAAUAUGGCUAUUAAUUAGGUGUACUGAUUGAUGUUAAAUGUUCUUGGUGGUUUGUGGAUCUAGUACUAUAGCCCUUGUUGGCUCUCCUACAGGCCUAUGUCAAAGCCAAUAAGUGUGCAUCUGCCUGUGGCAGAGUCAACGAGUGCUAUAGUACAUGAGCUAUGUGACUUAUAGAGCAGGGUAUAGUGUUUUGCUAUGCAUGGUUUGACAAACUCGGUGAAGAACAUUUAUUUUUUUCAGCCGUGAAAUAUUGGUUUCAUGAAUAUAGAAGGAAAAGGCUGAACAUAUGUUUGAAUGUGGAGAGCCACCUAUUUACUAUUUAGUAAUGAAAACUUUUCUAACACAUGAAUGAAAUUUGUGUGAGGAUAUGAGGGUUUAAAACCAGACUGCUAUUAUGGCACAGUAUUUGUGUCAAUAUGGAAUAGUAAAACCUAAGUGUGAGCUGAAGACUCAUAAAUAAAUAUAUAUAUAUAUAUAUAUCUAUAUCUAGCAUGGCCAGUUGCUUGACUUUAUAACAUUGGUUAACAGGAGUGUUAAUCUUCUAAUGCUAUUUCCAUGCACUGUUAAAUUUGAACUGUGAGCUAACGUACUCUACCUCUUAAACCUCUUACAUAUACAUACGCACAUGUAUGCACGCGCACACGCACGCAAUAGUAAAUAAAUAAAUGUGUGCGUGCGUGCGUGUGUCUAACCGGGGCAGUCUACAGUAGGGCGUACAGAAAUUCAACAGGAGGUGACCUUUAUUAGCUAUUUGAGCAUUGAGUUAUUUAUGCUAUUCUCUUCUGCUGCCGUAGUGGAACUUUCAAGUGGUAUAUAUAUGUAUAUAUAUAUAUAUAUAUAUGUAAUUUUUUUUAAAUCGGAGAGCUAAAUCAAACGGGAUAUAGUCUGCCAAUGUACCGUUUACAAUGCAUGGUUUUUCUAACGGAUUUACUUUUUUACCAAACUGAUUCAAACACCUAAAUAGUGUUAACUAAACUACCUUUCGUAUACUAAAUAUAUUCUAUCAAUAUAUAUAUAUAUAUGUAACUGUGCCUUAUAUUGCAGUCCAACAAUCAAAAUCGGCUAGGAUUACACAAGUAGAUGUUCGUAUUUUAUUGUCUGUACUUGAAUAUUUAAAAUUAUAUACCACUGCCAUUAUUUCAUAAUGACACGCUAUAAUACAUUGCAAUAUUUAGUAGAAUAUGCACGGAUUUAUAAUGGUAGAAGUAGCUAGUCGCUGACUGACCGCAUCUGCCUGCAUUUACUGUGGCACCUAUACCAUUCACAAAGGUCGUGUAAUCGUGUUUGAUUUGAAUUUUUAAUUGAUAUAUAUCGGUAUUGAAGUGGGUGUAUAGAUAUGUGUGCGUGCGUGCGUGCGUGCGUGCGUGCGUGCGUGCGUGCGUGCGUGAGGCAUGCCUCCACCUACACGUGACCGCUUAUUUUAUUAGUCGAAUAAAGUUUCGUGGACGGCAGGCAGGUGCGCACACACGCACGCAUACGCGCGCAUGAAGGCGCUAGAUUUGAUUAUUUUUUAGUAACAAAUUGGGUAUAGUGGGUAUAUACAAUUCAUGUAGCUUAUAUUACUCCAUCAUAAUACAGAUCUUACUUUGCAACCCCACA